Molecule: messenger RNA, 384 nt
Organism: Penicillium oxalicum
Lineage: Eukaryota; Fungi; Ascomycota; Eurotiomycetes; Eurotiales; Aspergillaceae
Product: KGG domain-containing protein
Exons: 2
Coding region: 1-384 (127 amino acids)
Source: RefSeq, a predicted model, not a curated record
AUGAACAGAUUGAUAUACUACAGACCAUCCUUUCUUCGAGCAGGACGCAUAACAGUCUCGCUUCGUCGGCACGUGGCUACUUCACCACCCAAACAUCCCAAUCCCAGCAACUUUGCAAAUCGAUCGCCAGAAGAGAUGUCUGAGAUCGGCCACCGAGGCGGGAAGAAGAUUGGAGGUAAGGCUCGAGGGGUGGGUGGAUUUCACGACAUGGACCCGGACAAGCAGCAUGCCAUAGCCUCACGAGGUGGACGCGCAGCACGUAAAGCUGCCGAGCAGACAUUGGGCAACGAUGCAAAACAACCACCGAAACGUAAGCCCCAACCACUCUGGCGCUCUCAUGAGCCUCCGAUCAUUGCACCGGCUUUUGGAGAGUGGCAGACUUGA